GGCCCGCUGUCGCUUUAGGGGAGAGACGCUGCGAGCUGGCGUGCGGGGGGAACUAAUUGAAUGGGACUUCAAAUACUGGUUGAUAAAAUAGACACAAAAUGGCAUAUAGAAGAGAUGAAAUGUGGUCUGAAGGGCGAUAUGAGUAUGAAAGACUUCCAAGAGAGCGACUCCCACCAAGAAUUCAUUCUGACGGUACACCGUAUGUAUUUGGCAACAUAAAACCUCAGGAGUCAGCAAAAUUUCUCCAUUUUCAACAAACUGGAAACCAGAUAAGUUUGAACAGGGAUGACUAUCAUAGAGUAGUUAAUGUUGCACCCAAGAAACCACCACUGCUAGAUAGACCUGCAGAAGGAAGUUACAGUAGAUAUGAUGAUUAUAGUCAUGUUGACUACAGAGACUAUGAGGAGGGCCGCAGUUUUGCCCAUGAACGAAGAAGUGGCCCACCACAUAGAGGGGAGGACCCAGGAUACAGAUGGCCAAGGGAAGACUAUUCCAUAAGUCGACAGCCCGAGUACAGGGAACUCAGAGAUGGCUUAAGAAGAAAAAGCUUCUAUCCUUCUCAUUAUUUGAGAGAGAGAUCCCCUCAUAAGAGGGACUCUCCUUUCUUCAGGGAAUCGCCUGUGAGCCGAAGGGAUUCUCCACACAGCAGAUCUGGCUCCAGUGUCAGCAGUAGGAGCUACUCCCCUGAAAGAAGCAAAGCCUAUUCUUUCCACCAGUCCCAGCAUAGCAGAAGUAUGUCAUCUUUACAUAAAAGAAAUAUUUCUCAGCAAGGUAAAGAGAGAUCUUCUGCUCCGUCACUGAAAACGUCAAGAGAUACAUCCCCAUCAGGUUCCACAGCAGUACCCUCUUCAAAGAUUUUGGAUAAAAGCAGCAGGCUAUCUGAAAAGGAACUUGCAGAAGCUGCAAGCAAAUGGGCAGCUGAAAAAUCAGAGAAGGCCGAUGAAAGCAAUUUACCUGAAAUUACUGAAUAUGAUGCGGGGUCCUCAGCUCCAUUAUAUGUUGAACGGACAGAAGAAACAGAGACAAAUAUAACAGAUAGUACAGAAUUAUAUGAAGACAACCAGCUCCUUGGCCGCUCAAAAGCAAUUGCAACAAAAACCAAAGAGAUUGAACAGGUUGCCUGAGCAGCCAGACCUGGAGAGAAGAGCUGGUAGCUAUGGCUAGUUCAGCUGUUGCGAGAUGGAACUAACUGUUUCUCUGGACUCCAGGGAAUCAUAAAAAAGAAUCAGAUACAUCUAGUGGUGUGGGGAGUGAAAGAAGUGCUGCUGUGAAGGCAGAGGAGCUGCUCUCGGGACUGCUCCUAGCCUAGCAGAUUCUGAGCCAAAGUCCAGCUACGGCAAAGGAGGAACUGCCUGGCUUGAACGAAGAAGGACUGUGCUGAGACCAAGGGAUUGUAAUCACAGUAAAAACUACUUUUUGUUUUUCCAAAGUGAAUUAUUGGCUGAAAGAAACAGCCUUGUGUGGUUUGUGAACAGUUGGGCUAGGUGGAAGGAAUGAGUUGUGCAUUUGUGUUGUAUUUGGACCUGUGGCCAAAGGAAGCAGAUUUAUUUUCCAGUAUUGAGUCGGGAAUGUUUUUUCUUUUCUUUUUUUGCACCUUACUUAAGUGGGCUGUGACCCCCCCAAUGCUCAAGAGAGUGUGAUGGUUCCAUUACACAGUGCCAAAAGCAUAUACUGAGCCAGUCUACCACUAUAAGCAUAUACUAGGCCACUCUACCAUUGCAAAUUCAUAUGGUCCUUUUGAUAACAAGAAAUCUAGUGUAGAAAAAUCAUUUAAUCUGUAAUCUUGAUGAAAAAUUACUUAGCUCUCUUUGAGAGGAGAAUUUGAUUUUUAGACCCCAAAAUACUUAUCUUCCAUCUCCUAUACUGUCAAUGUGUGCUAUUGUUACCGAGAAUCAUAGUAAGUCACUAUUCUAUUCUAUUCUAUUCUAUUCUAUUCUAAUACCGUGCCGCAGUACCUGAGUGCCUUCCAGUACUGCAUUAAGCAGCAUGACAAUGUAUCUGUUAUGUGUUGUUUUUUUCUCUCAUCCUCUCCCUAGAGGGCAAAGUAUGUGCCGUGGAAAGUCUUAGUUUGAUAGUAUGUGGUUUUGUUUUGGUUUGUAUUAUAGGCAAACCUGUUGCUUUGAGUUUAUAUUAGAGAAGACCAGUAAUGUGCCUUGCACUUUGAGUGGUAAGUGAUGAGGUUUGUGAAGGUCCUUAGUUCUUGGAGGAAUGUAUUCCAUAGUCUAGGACCACCCCUGGAGAAAGUUCUGUCUCCCACAUAAGGGAGCUUUACUCUUAUUGUCGAGAGUUCCAUUGCAUCAGAGAAGCACAAUUAUUGACAACAGUCCUCACCCUGGAGCUUGAGAUAAUCUUUUAGAUAUCCUGGCCCAGGCCACGGAGCACUUAGAAGUUAAGGACUGAGAUCUUGAACUUCAUUAAAAAUUCUGUGGGAGGCCACUGUAGAGGACAGAUCUGAUGUGCUCACAGUAACCUGUGUAACUGGGGAGACAUGCUGCAUGUUCUGUAGUAGUUAGAGUUUUCUAAGUGCUGAAGGCUUCAUGCCCAGAUAUAUUGCACUGCUAUAGUCCAGCUGAGAGGUGACAAAGAUAUGAAUAGCUGAAUUCAGGUCUUUGUCCCCCAGGAACAGAUGAAGUUUCCUAGCCAAGCUGGUAGCAGCAUCCACGAGCAGUGCUUUCAAUGUGAGAGUGUAGCAUCAGUAAGCAAUCCAACUUCCCUUCUACACUCUGGCCUGAAACAACGAAUUGUAGGUGUGUAUUUUCAGCCAAUGGAGACUACACAGCUAUUCAGAAUAUUUUCCUCUGCCCACCAGCAUCACCUCUGUUUUGCUCGAGUCCAGCUUCAGCAGCUUUUCUUCAUCCGUGAGGUGAUCUUAUCCAAGCACUGGGCUAUGUUGGUGGUCAUAUGCAGUGAAGAAUAGGCAGAACUGUGUGUCAUCUGCAUAUUGCUGGCACCUGAAUCCAUGUUUUCUGACCAGUUAAGUUAGUGGUUGCAGGUAGCUGUUGAAAAUGACUGAAGAAGAGUUGAUCCUUGUGGAAGUCCACAAGAGAGGGUUUGAUGAUGGAGGUGCACUUUUCCAUCUCUAAUCAUUGGGUGCAUCCCUUCAGGAAGAAUUCAAACUAUUUUAGUGCAUUAUGCUGGACCCCGAUAUCUCUCGCCUGUGAAUCAGCAGACUAUCAUGGUCAACAGUGUCAAAUUCUGCAGGGGGGUCAAGAAGGGUAAGAAUGGAUGUCUGCCCUCUCCUCCAUUGACAAAAAGAAAUCACCCAACAGCGCCACUACAGCAGUUUUGGUUCUUGGGUCUGGCUUAAAUUCAGAUACUGUUGGGUCUAGACUGUUAGCUUCAGUUAGAUGAGCUUGUAGUUGGCCUCUUGCUAUCGUCUCUGUCAGCUUGCUAUGGAAUGGGAGUUUUGACAAUGGGCAACAGUUGCCUAGAAUGGAAGAGUUUAGUCUUCAGUGUUGGUCAGACUGUUGCACAUUUGAUAGAAUUAGGGAAGAUUCCUUCUCUGACUGAGGCAUUGGCUAUUUUGAUCACUAGUGGCUGUGAGUAGUGCUUUCUACUAUCUCCUGUUGACUAAAAGACGCUAUCCCUUUCUGGUGGAUGAAGACCUGGCUUCAGUUAUGCUUGCCUUCAUCUUGGCUGGGCAACAGCAAUGCGAUAUGCCAAGGCGUGAAACUGUCAGCACUUAAGAAACUCAAACUGGUAAGAAAUACUGCAGUGCAUCUCCUUAGCAAUACAUACUACCAUGAGUACAUCAUAUCUUCUCUCCACUCUCUACACUGGCUUUCCAUAGAAUUUUGAAUCAAGUUCAAGGGUCUUGGUCCUUAUUUUCAAAGCUCUGUAUGACCUGGGACCAGGCUAUCUACAAGAUCAUCUAAAGUUCCAAGACAAAGACCGUAAUUGAUAACUUUACUCCUCUGGCACAAUGGAACUCUCAACAGGAAGAGUAAAGCUCAGUGUGGGAGAGGAAAUGGGACUGAAGGAUGAACUCUCCAUAGAACUGUACCUCAAAUCUCACCACUUUCCACUUCAAGUGCAAGGCACUUUUCUUUGACCUGGCCUUCUCUAAUAUAAACACCAACCAACUAACUUAUUUAACUAAGAAGAAGAAGAGGAAGAAGAAGAAGUUAAAAAUCCCCUAUCAAACCAAAACAUUCAACAGCAUGUGCUUCUCCCUUUGGGGGGAGGAUGAGAGAACAAGCUUGUGACAGACAUGUAGUCAUGUUGCUUAAUGUACUGCUGAAAGGUGCUCAAAUAUGUGAUGAGUGCAGUAUAAAAACUUAUAUGGAAUAGAUAGUGUGGCACUAGUUGUUCAUAACUCUCUUUCACAAGCCAGGACAGGUAUGGGUCGGAGUCACAAGUGGGUUGAGACUCCUUUAGGGUAUCCAGAAUAUCUUGAUGGGUGAAUGUACUGAAUUCUGGAAAUGCAGGUAGACAUAGUUUUGGUGUGUAUAGGCGAAGUGAAUCCAUACUGUUUGAAAAGGCUUCCGGAAUUUUACAUGACUCUCUGCAGUUUCUCCCUGGUUGAAACAAUCAAUCAGUGUUUACAUUUGCAUUUCGAAUAAAAUGAUAGGUUAUAAAUUA
This is a messenger RNA of Gopherus flavomarginatus (Mexican gopher tortoise), 4581 nucleotides long. It is a transcript of the gene PPHLN1, whose product is annotated as periphilin 1. NCBI's taxonomy places the organism in Eukaryota, Metazoa, Chordata, Testudines, Testudinidae. Bases 99 to 1124 code for a protein of 341 amino acids. Gene Ontology annotation, biological process: protein localization to heterochromatin; negative regulation of gene expression, epigenetic; negative regulation of DNA-templated transcription. The transcript has 12 exons. Gene Ontology annotation, cellular component: nucleoplasm. The record is from RefSeq and is a predicted model, not a curated record.